Molecule: messenger RNA, 601 nt
Organism: Cylicocyclus nassatus
Lineage: Eukaryota; Metazoa; Nematoda; Chromadorea; Rhabditida; Strongylidae
Source: the annotation of a GenBank genome assembly
GUUUCGCAUCUACUGAUUAACCUCUUUUGAUACUACUGGCGUUUGAAUCACCUUCCAUCAAAAAAAAAUUUGCGAUGGCACCACUAACAUCUGACGUAAAGAAGAAUCUUGUUUCAUCGCUCAGUGUAGCUCCUCUAGGUGACGGGCAUCAUGGACGGGACUUCUACAAGUAUUUCUUCACUUCGCACCCUGAGGUCCGGAAGUUCUACAAGGGUGCCGAAAACUUCACUGGUGAAGAUGUGCUAAAAAGCGAAAGGUUCGACAAACUAGGAGACAACAUACUUCUCUUCGUUCAUGUUUUGGCUAAUACUUGCGACAAUGAGCCUCUCUUCCUCGCUUUCACGCACAGAGUCAUGUAUGAGCAUUUUAACAGAAACAUUGACCCGGCCUUGUGGGGAGUAUUCUUCAAUACAUUCUGGACGGGAUUCCUGGAAGACAAAGGUGCCAAACUGAGUGCAGAUCAAAAAGCUUCUUGGGAUUCUAUGGGCACUUUGUUCAACAAGGAAAGUCAAGCAUAUUUAACCAAACUGGGACUGCCACACGCUUGAAUUUCACUGCUGUCAAUUUAUGGUGUUUUCCAAUAAAUCUUAGAAGCGUGUGC